UUUACGGCAAACACUGUGCGGCAACCCAAACAAACGUCUCGUUUGCGUUCUAUGUCGAAGCCUAGGUCGUCGGUAGCGGCCCUGGUAUCUCUUUAAUCCUACUAGAACACACAAUCAAUUCAAAAUGACGAUCAGUAAGAACAACAAGAUGCUGCAGCACAUAAACUACCGGAUGCGAGUGAUCCUGCAGGACAGUCGCAUUUUCAUCGGAACAUUCAAAGCGUUCGACAAACACAUGAACCUCAUCCUUGGAGAUUGCGAGGAGUUCCGCAAGGUAAAGGGCAAAAACCAGGCGAAACAAGGCGAUCGCGAGGAAAAGAGAGUCCUCGGUCUGGUUCUUCUUCGUGGGGAAAACAUCGUGUCGCUGACCGUGGAAGGGCCCCCACCACCCGAGGAGGGCCUGCCGAGGGUGCCCAUCCCUGGGGCGACGCCAGGCCCGGGUAUUGGACGCGCCGCAGGCAGGGGUGUGCCUGCAGCUCCAGUUGGUGCUGCGCCGGCAGGCCUCCAGGGCCCCGUGCGUGGCGUGGGUGGCCCGUCUCCGCAGGUGAUGGCUCCCCAGGGUCGCGGCGGGCCCAUGCCGCCCGGCGUCGGGGUGGCUGCGCCGCCCCAGGUGCGUCCCGGCGGGCCCCCGCCCCCGGGCGCGAUGGGCAUGAGGGGGCCCCCGCCGCCAGGGAUGAUGGGCGGUCCCCCCGGCAUGAUGGGCCGUGGCAUGCCCCCACCCGGGGCCAUGCCCAUGGGCGGCCGGCCACCCAUGGGGCCGCCGGGCAUGCGGGGCCCACCCCCUCCCGGCAUGAUGCGCGGAGGUCCGCCCCCUGGAAUGAGACCGCCCCCACGGGGUUGAAGACUUGCCCGAUCACCGCCCAUUGUGACGCUGCAACAAGACUUCAUAGCAGAGCACAGGGCAAACAGGCUAGCGAUGGCGCAGUUCCUGUAGCUUCCUCGCCAUCUGAAGACGAGAGGGGGGGCAUGCUUGCCUGGUUCAUCAGACAUGAUGUUUGACCAAAUGGGUUUAUACUUUUGCCUUGCCAACCUUUAUUGAAGAUACUGUUCCAAGUCAAGCAGCAUCUUGGUUACGUCAGAAAGCAAGGUUACGUCGUUCAGCCCAUUUUUCACCCUGCCUUGUACAUAUGUCAUUCUUUUUAUUUAGUUACUCAAUAUUACGAAUAAACUUGUCUUCAAAUUUGGA
This is a messenger RNA of Ixodes scapularis (black-legged tick), 1186 nucleotides long. It is a transcript of the gene SmB, whose product is annotated as small nuclear ribonucleoprotein-associated protein B. The transcript is spliced from 5 exons. The coding region runs from base 125 to 841 and encodes 238 amino acids. The record is from RefSeq and is a predicted model, not a curated record. Gene Ontology annotation, molecular function: RNA binding. Gene Ontology annotation, cellular component: U4 snRNP; U5 snRNP; cytoplasm. Gene Ontology annotation, biological process: mRNA splicing, via spliceosome. Lineage: Eukaryota; Metazoa; Arthropoda; Arachnida; Ixodida; Ixodidae.